AUGAAGUUGUCUGCUGUUAUCUCCACCCUUGCCUUAGCUUUAACUGUUGCCGCUGCUCCAGCUGCCGAAGCCGGUCCAGCUCCAGCUACUCCAACUGAACAAAAAAGAGAUUUAUUAACUGAACUUAACCUUGGUGGUUUCUUAAAUGCUAUUAAUAACUUAGUUAUCAAAGAAACUGAUCCAUUACAAGCUACUAGCACUAUUGCUCCAAAUGCUCCAUUCACUUUCAGUUAUCCUAUCCCUGCUAACUUAUUAGAUAUUAACUUAGGUGAUAUUCUUUCAUUAAACCUUUUCCCAGAAAACUUUGGUUCUUUAUUAGAAGACAUUGGUUUAUAA
Scheffersomyces coipomensis is the source of this 336-nucleotide messenger RNA. RefSeq lists its product as uncharacterized. Lineage: Eukaryota; Fungi; Ascomycota; Pichiomycetes; Serinales; Debaryomycetaceae. The record is from RefSeq and is a predicted model, not a curated record. The coding region runs from base 1 to 336 and encodes 111 amino acids. The transcript has a single exon.